UCUACUUGCAUUCUCUCCUCAGCCACCAACAUAAUAGUAGUAUUUGGCUAGGCUCACACUUUCAAGUUUCACAAUUACUCUAAUACAAUAAUACUAUUACUACCUCAGUCACCUACCUCAAUGAGUUCUCUUGUGCUUCAACUUCUGCUGUUUGUUGCAUUGGACUAGGAGGGGAAGAGGAUAAGGUUGGAGGUACAUUGGAGCCAAUCAAGAUGCAGCUUUUCAGAGAUUAUGUCUAUUGAGAAAAGAAAACAAUUAAGUUUUUUGUGGCCUGCAACAGCAACUGCUGAGUGAUAAAUUCGGCAGCAUACAGCCACACAGCUAUAGUAGUGUUCUCUUUCUUUCCCUCUUCUUUAAUGGGGCUAUGAUGGGACUUGCUCUCUUCUCUUCUUUCAUUGCUGCAUGCCGCUAUCCCCACCUCCUUAUUGUCCUUCAUCUCUGUCCCUUUUGGACUCUUGCAAUUAAAACCACACCCCCUUUUUCUCUUAUGCUCAGCUCAGGUACUAUUCUGUGAGAGACUGGUCUCUUGAAACCUGUGAUCUUUCUUUGGAGGCAUCUACUAUCUACUAUUAUAAGGUCAGUGGAAGGGAUUUUCAAGGCUUCUUCCCUUUGUCCUGGUUGGUUUUUUUAAGGCUUCAUCAUCAGUGUGUUCCCCAUUUGAGAUAAAUCUCUUCAAAGGUCUUUCCUUUUGGAGGCCAAAGGAGGCAGAACAAACACAACAAUGGCUGAUUGGGGUGAAGAGUUUGAUGAGCAAGAUGUGUGGGGAACUGCUAUGAUCACCAAGGACAAGAAGGAUUAUUCAACCACAAAAACAAUGUUGUCUAAGUCUAAGAAGUACUCAUCAUCAUCAUCAUCAUCAUCAUCAUUGUCUGGAUAUUCUUCUUGUUCUGCAUGGCACAAUGCUACCUCUACAAGAAAGAUACCAAGGGCUAAUAAUGGAGUCUUAUUACCCUCUUCUGAUGAAGAUCAUGAUGGGCAAGCAAGUCUUAGAGGGUCCUCAGCACCAAUGGACAUCCCUGACUGGUCAAAGAUUUAUGGCAAGAAAAAGGAUGAUGGGUUUGAUGAUGAUAAUAAUGAUGAUGACGAUGAGAAUGAGGAUGAUGAUGAAGAUGGUAUGAUCAUUCCACCACAUGAAUUGAUUGCUAGGAAGCUUGCAAGGAGCCAGAUCUCUUCAUUCUCUGUGUGUGAAGGCAUUGGAAGAACACUCAAAGGGAGAGAUCUUAGCAAAGUGAGGAAUGCCAUUUUGACCAAAACCGGCUUCAUUGAGUAAUGUUAGUGUUGUCAUGUUCUAUGGUCAUGUCAUUAUCAGCUUCAUAAUCAUAUGUUAUAUGUUAUGGUUUUGGAGUCACCACUAUCUAUAGUUAUAGCACAAUAGUAGUAGUAUUCAUCAUUAUUGUUAGACUCAGAUUCGGAUCAAAUCCCAUGCAAUCUUUUAUAUUUGAUUAUCCGCACUAAAUAUUAUAGCAUUAAUUUAUUGUGAGGUGCUGCUACAACCCCAAGAGCUUCAAACUUGAAAUA
Molecule: messenger RNA, 1518 nt
Organism: Arachis stenosperma
Lineage: Eukaryota; Viridiplantae; Streptophyta; Magnoliopsida; Fabales; Fabaceae
Product: protein S40-7
Exons: 3
Coding region: 722-1270 (182 amino acids)
Source: RefSeq, a predicted model, not a curated record